AAGUCAAGCGGCUGACGUCCGCCGACGACGCAGCGCUGUUCCAGGAAGCUCCCGCGGCUGUAGGGCACCAAACCACACACGGACUGGCGCUCCGAAAUCGCUUUCGCGCACUUUAAAAAGGGCAAUUUAACUUUCAGUAAUAACACACAACGACGACAACAACAACAACAACACGCCACGAGCCCAGCAAAGUCGAGCCAACAAGCCCCAAGAUGCCUUCGCUCGCUCGCGUGAUGCUGCUUUGCUUUACGGUGGCCGCCUUCGCCCCGGACUUGACGCAGCAGCAGCAGCAGCUGGAUGAUGACGAGGAGCUGCAGGACGACCCCAUCGAGCUGCAGCCGCAGCAGCCGCAGCAGCUGCUUGGAGGCGUCCUGUCCAUCGGGGUGGACAACACCGAGAUGAAGAUGCUGCUGGACAAGGCGGUGGCGAAGCUGAACGCCGAGAGCGACGGCGCCACGUGGGAGACUGUGGACGAGAUCCUGGCGGCGGAGCGGCAGGUUAUCAACGGAAUCCGCUAUGCGGUCAAAGUCCAGCUGAGAGAAACAAAAUGCCCCAAAUCUGAAGCCCUGGAAAUCUGCGAGACCUCCACUGACACCAACAUCGGAAAGACCUCCAUCUGUAUUGUGGAAAUGGUUGACCGACCAUGGGAGCCGGAACUGGAAGUUCAGAAGAUGUGUAAUUUAGACAACAUUAAUUAACUUGCAUUCUGUAGGCAUCAUGACUUCAUGAGCCAUACACCACCGCACAGGCUAUGCUAAUCAUAUGCUUUAUAUUCCAAUUGCGAUUUUUGAACAUUUCGGACCAUUACCCCGACAAAAUUACAAUACAUUUAAGGGUCUUAUCAGUAAUCAUUAAAAUUUGAUUCACUUUUAAAUUAAACUUUGAUUCUUAAACAUGUUUGUUAUUUUAAGUGGUAUGAUAACUUUGGAUGUGGGGAUGCCUUCAGCAGUGCAUUGCUCAUGGCUGAUGAUGCUGCUGACUGAUACGCCACUAUAUCGUGCAUAGUGGCAGCAAUUCGAUCAAAAUAUAAAUAUUGGUUUUAAUUGUGCUGUACUUAUUGUAUCCUGUAAAGUUUUGCGUAAUCAUACUUCAUCCAGAACGGGGACGCCUUCUUCCAGAAGCGAACUGACAACUGGGCUGUAAAAUAAAAAAUCUUGCCCAAAACAUAACACCAGAGGCGUUUGGACAGUACCGUGUCUACAGUAUUUGGUGCAAAUACCAAAUGUAUUCAAUAUUGUGGAGUAUGUGGGAUCUUCAAUGGCUGUCGGGGCCAUAUGAACCAAUUACAAAAUGUCUUUACAACCCGUUGUUAAUCCACUGCUGGAUGAAUGCCUCAUGGCAUAUUAGUCUUGGGGGCUGCUUGAAAAUUGAAAAUAUUGUAACUAUAAAUGCAAGAAUGUACUUAAAAAGGCAUUUUUCCACUUAACUUGAUUGUCCUGUCGGCAUCAUGUCAUAAGAUGAAGUGUCCUUGUGGCUUUCUCGCAGAGCAUCGCACCCCAUAUUGUUUUAAAACAUCCCAUGGAAUUGGAUAUAGAGCUAUCUUUGAGACCCCUUCGUUUGAACUGAUCCAGAGUAGAGCUCUUUCUCACCACUCUCCCAUACGAGAAUAAUGUUUAUCACGACAGUCAAGCCGGUAUAUUCUACAGUAUUUCAAUUCUAUUCUCAGAUCUAGAAUUUAUACAAAUUAAGUGCAAACCCAAGUUUGAUUUGAUCGCUUUUUUGCAUGUGCAGUUAUUGGUGACCGGCAUCGCUUAAGUUCUCAAUAUUUCUGGGUCUCUACUAAGCGUGUGAGGAGUACUGCUGGAGGUAUACUGGAUGUGGUGUGCUGAUUGCAGAAUAUCCGAGUUACUGACUUGGACAAACCGCAGUGACCAGGUUGAGACUGACCGGAUUCGAUCCCAGGAUCUUGGCGGCAUCAUCUCAGUACUUGGACAUGAGCCACCCUGCCACAUCAGAAUGUGAUUUCAUUUAUCAAUGUGUACAUGGCUAAACCAUCCAUCACGAGGUUGCUUAUUUACAGACUUUGUGAUUUUCUUGUCUCUAUUUUUGUUGGCUUUGUGUUAUUUUGGUUUUGCUAAAGAAUACUGCCAGUGACACUCCACACAAACAAAUGUAAGCAUUUAUGACAAUGUGUGCAGACUCAGACACUGUGGUUUUACUUUGCGAUUGAUUUACCUGCAACAUCCUUCUCUGGUUAUACAUUACUCUUCUCGAUAUUUCUUCAUUUUCUAAUUUAAUCUACUGCAAUAAAGCUAAUGCUCACAA
Lethenteron reissneri (Far Eastern brook lamprey) is the source of this 2265-nucleotide messenger RNA. RefSeq names its product kininogen-1-like. The record is from RefSeq and is a predicted model, not a curated record. NCBI's taxonomy places the organism in Eukaryota, Metazoa, Chordata, Hyperoartia, Petromyzontiformes, Petromyzontidae. Gene Ontology annotation, molecular function: cysteine-type endopeptidase inhibitor activity. Gene Ontology annotation, cellular component: cytoplasm; vesicle.